GUCCCGUCCUCUCGCCAGUCUUCCGCCGCGCGGCGACAGCGUGUGUCGUGUGGAUAUUUUUCGCGCGUCGCCGUCGUUUUCCACUGUCGACGUGUCGUAACGUUGUACUCUCGCGAGUGCUGCGAGUGCGCGUGGUCCGGUUACGCGUUACGAGAUCAUUCGUGUUCGCGCGACCAGAACGGGAACUCCAGUCUCUCGACCGUCGAUCGACUCGCCGACUACAGCUGCUCUAUUUUUUUUUUUUUCUAUUUCUCUUCUCUCCUCUAUCUCCGCUGCCGAUCCGGCGCACGAACGAUCCACGGAUGAUCCACGGAUGAUCCACGGAUGAUCCAACAUGGCGUCGACCGAUCUGUCGUUCGGCUCUAUACCAGCGUUCUACAGAGAAGUCUACGAGAAGGUAUGCUCGCCCACCAGCGGGAACGUGAAGCUCGAGGUGUUCAGGUCCCUGCUCGUCAAGUCGCAACUAAGCGGUUCCAUCGUCAAUCAGAUAUGGAAGCUAGUAGACAGCAAAACGGAUUAUCUUACGAGAAGUGGACUGUACAAAGGUCUCGCUCUCGUUGCCUUCGCUCAACAGGGAAAGCAGCCGAGCGACAAGCUGCUGGAAAAUUCCGAAUCGCAAGAAUUGCCCAUCCCUGCUCUGGGAGAUCUGUCAGAAGUGACGCUUCUGGCACAGAGGCUGCACCGGGGUAAUCCCGCAAAGCUGAGUCACACGUACUCUGACAUCUGUAAUCUGGACACUAUCGAGGUCAAUCUUGUUCCCGAGAAGAAGGGCAUCUUCCUAAAGCACGUGGAGUACCAAGUCACCAGCAAGAGGUUCAAUUCUGUAGUCUACAGACGUUACAAUGAUUUUGUAUCAUUGUACGACCUCCUUCUGGCCCGGUUUCCCUACAGAUUAAUCCCCAAAUUACCACCGAAGAAAAUUGUAGGAGCGGACUCGCAAUUCCUGGAAGAGAGGAGGCGUUCUCUCUUGCGGUUCCUCACGCUGAUCGCUCGCCACCCGGUGGUCAGCGGGGACCCAAUCGUGCAGUUCUUUUUCACGUACCCCGGUGACGAGACGCAGCACAAGAUCCGCGAGGUGUUCAGGCGCAUACCGGACGAAUUUGCCACGUCCGAGCUGUCGUCGAGGGCGAAGGAGCUGAUGCCGCCCGAGACGCUGACCGAGUUCGCAAACAGCCGCGAUCAGAUACGCGUGAUACUUUUGGGGAUCUCCCGGCUGAAGCACAUUGCCGACAGUCUGGCGAUCAGGUCGCACAAUUACGCGGUGGACAUGGCCGAGCUCGGCAAUCAGCUGAGCACCUUGGCCGCGGAACAGUACGGCUCUGGUACCUGGGUCACCGGCGGUUCCAGCCUUUGGCAAGAAAUGAAGAAAGGUUUCCAUGUAAUCUCAAAAGAAUUCAACUUGCUGUCGACCAGAGCGCUUCAACAAGCGGUCAGAGAAGAGACCAUGGUCUGCGAGAGGCUUAAUCUCCUACUGGACAUUUUAGUGGCGCACAGGAUGUUGUGCGAGAGACACGAGCGAGGCGUCAGCGUCGAUCAUCAUCGCGCCCUGUCCACGAUGCUGUCUCUCAAGAAGCGGCAGAUGCAAGGCGUUAUUCGCGGUACCGACGCCGACACCGUCGAGAGCCUCGAGAACAGGAUGGUCUCCCAGGAAUCCGUAAUCGCCAACGUCGAGCUGAGGAACUGUUUCUCACUACUCUGUCUGCACAUGGAGACUCAACUCGUUCACGCGCACCUAGAGAUACUCGCCACUGUGCUACAAAGCCUCGUGAGCGUGCAGAUCCGCGGGCAUUCCGAGUUGGCUGAAGUAUGGAAACUAAUCGAACCGACGAUUACAAAGUGUUUACCCGAAAAGUUAGCGAGUGGAUCCAAUGGAGGAUAGCACAGGAGUAGCAAAGUUUUGUGUGUGCCCCAACAGAUCAUGCGUUGCCAAAUAUUUGAUAACUGAAACUUAUACAUCACUAUUUCUAGUAAACAUGACUAUUGAUGACAGUGCAGUUGCUGAAGACAGAAAGAAGAAAGACAAACGAAAAUCUCCGAUCGUUCCACAUUUUGACAUAAAUUCUAUAUUCAUCUGCAUACAAAUGCUAUUCUGUUUGAUUAUAUAGACUUUUGCAUUUGUGUAUCCUUUUAAUUAUCACGCAUAAUAAUUAAUCGGAAAUAUUUAUACCUUUUAUUUAGUACUGGGAAGUAACGUGUUACAAUUAACGAGUCACCGUUACUUUUAUUUUUCAUAAUAAUAAUAAUUUGGUAAUGACAAUUUUUCAUAAUGAUAAUGGUAAUGAUAGGAUUGGAAUAGUCACUUUUGACAAGUGUUUUGUUGUCAUUAGAGGAGAAGGUGGAAUAUUGUAACGUCAUUACCAAAUUAUAAAAAAGUAUUAUAAAAGUAAAGGUAAUAAGUAACGGCGUUACUUAUACCUAUAACUCGUUGCUGUUUAUCCGCUGCUUUUAUUAUUAUAUAAUGAUACGGAAGAAUCUCAAAUGUGUGUAUAGUGCGUUCAAGUUUAAAACAUUCCCUGUUGUGUACUUAAUAUAUUUUAUGGAUCAGCGAAUGAUAUUUCUAAUCUUCUAAUAAUUGUUAAAUCGCUAUGUACAUACAUAAGAACUUAUAGGUUGUAUAUAUACACACGUCGUAUCGAUGCGUGAAAAAAGUGCCUAAAUAAUUGUAAAUAUAUACAUAUAUAACUUGAAUACUGCAAAAGAAUUUAUAUUUCAUAUCGUGUGUACGUGUGAAUAGUCUGAGAAUCGUUUAUGUGUGCCACGUUGACCGUGGAUACUCUUACAUAUAUUAGAGAGUGUCUCAGAAUUAUCGUUAUUUUAUUGAUUCAGAUGAAUUUAACCCACGUUUAUAAUUCAGCUAUCAAGACAUUGAUUGAUGUACAAA
Solenopsis invicta (red fire ant) is the source of this 2881-nucleotide messenger RNA. Its product is annotated as sorting nexin-8. Gene Ontology annotation, biological process: retrograde transport, endosome to Golgi. The record is from RefSeq and is a predicted model, not a curated record. Lineage: Eukaryota; Metazoa; Arthropoda; Insecta; Hymenoptera; Formicidae. Gene Ontology annotation, molecular function: phosphatidylinositol binding; protein binding. The coding region runs from base 335 to 1879 and encodes 514 amino acids. The transcript is spliced from 9 exons.